Molecule: messenger RNA, 9111 nt
Organism: Etheostoma spectabile (orangethroat darter)
Lineage: Eukaryota; Metazoa; Chordata; Actinopteri; Perciformes; Percidae
Exons: 65
Coding region: 140-8455 (2771 amino acids)
Biological process (GO): cell-matrix adhesion
Cellular component (GO): cell surface
Source: RefSeq, a predicted model, not a curated record
CAGUUUACCAUUUCUCUGUGUCCAGGGGGGGUCAAAAGGGGAAAAAAAACACACUUUUCAAAACCUGAAGGAAUUCAGUACAGACAAGAUUUGUGAAUAUCACCACAAAGCCGUCUCAGCUCAUGAGACUUGUCACAUCAUGAGAUCAUGCGGCCGUUUCCUAUUGCUUUACCUACUGGGGAGCUGCUUUGGUGCAGUAAGUGCACAAAGAAAUGCAACCUGCACUACUGUCCAAAACUGUGGUCAGGUGCCAGAUCCGACCUCUGACUUCCUCCAGUGUGUGGGAUUGCCUUCGAAUGAAACCGGGAACAAUCACAUGCGGAGGCUGAAAGGAAUGCUUCAAGCAACGAUGGAUGUGUACACCUUCAUGAGAUCCAGCAUGACAGGAGUGCCACUUCUCAGCCUGCAGGGGGCCCUGCAAUUAAAACCCGGAGCAGACCCCCUUCAGAACGAAGCCCUGGUCCAGAUGUGGAUGGAGGUCACGAUAAAACCGCUGCUGAAAUCUAUCAGCAAAGGCUUCCUAUCCUGCCUCAGCACGAAGAACUUCAGCUGCUCCACCUACCAGACUGUGGUGAGGGAGCUCAGCCUCUAUUAUUCUGAGAUGAAUCCAGUCAGACAAAAGUGGAUCUACACAUUCUUUAUGUACCCCUUUCUGUCUGGAGACAGAGUGGCUGGUUGUGUGAGUCCAGAGGAGAGCAGUGAGGAUUGGCUGCUGAAGAAUUUUGGUGCCUUCAGAGCCAUGGCCCGAAUGAAGGAUUUUUCAACACUUAACGUGGUCUUCAGCGGAUUGGAGGUUCUGAACCUGCUGUCCCCAGCGCAGAAAGCCGAGCUGCUGCUGAGGCCUGAGGUUGCAGGUUUAGACAACGACACCCUAAGCCUGGUUUUCCACAGUUUGUUGACAGGGGGCUCUGGCCCUUCACCCACCACCAGCCCUGGAGGUGCCACAAACUGGAGAACCCCUGGAACUAACCAAAACUGGACCUUACCUGGUGGUAACCAAAACUGGACCUUUCCUGGUGGCAACCAAAACUGGACCUUUCCUGGUGGUAACCAAAACUGGACCUUUCCUGGUGGUAACCAAAACUGGACCUUUCCUGGUGGUAACCAAAACUGGACCUUACCUGGCGGUAACCGAAACUGGACCUUUCCUGGCGGUAACCAAAACUGGACCUUUCCUGGCGGUAACCAAAACUGGACCUUUCCUGGUGGUAACCAAAACUGGACGAGCCCUGGAUAUGACCCAUACCCACCACCGUCCCCAGAGAACAGCCUCAGACAGGUUGUGAAUGGGUUCAUGAUGGCUUUCAAACCCGUUGGGAGCUUCGUUCAUGAGUUUGUGUCCUUCACACAAGAGAGGAACGUGUCACAAAUUAGAAGCACCACUCUGACCCAGUUCCUGCUUAACUGGACUCUGGCUGAGCUGGCAGACACGUAUAAGAAACAAGAACCAACUGUAGCUCCAGUAACGCCAACGUUUGACGUGACAAAUGUGGACGAUUGGUACCAGUAUGUUGUGGUGCCGGUGUUACGAAGGUUCCUGCCAAACAACGGGGCCCUCAUGCAUCAAAACAUCAUACUCGCCUUUCAUCAAGUGUUCCAUCUGAAUAAUAAUAUGGACAAUGACACCUCUGAAACUGUCAGCGAAGUCAAGGAUGUCUGUAGCAUCACCCUCGAUAAGAAACCUUGCGGGCUGACUGAUGCGGUGGAAAAUGUGGCCAAUGUUUUGCACUGCGCUGCUCGUAGCAACCUGAUAAUGACCGAGGAGACGGUCAUGAGAUUGAUUGUAGAGCUGACAGGACGUCUGAACUCACUGAUCAAAGAGUUGUCAACAGCAAACUUCAGCGAGGUGGCAGCCGACAUUCAGCAGAUCUUUGGCGAGGCGGAGUCUCCGUCUCUGACCCAAGAACAUCUGGAUGACCCAGACUUCAUCAAGCUCUGGUUUCAGAUCAAACUGGUGCCCCUCAUGCCCAACAUCCCCAUAGACAUUAUGUCCUGCCUCAGCACCAAGAACUUCUCCUGCCCAGUUUUCCACACACUUGUGGCGGAAUUUGGCAAACAUGAGCCUCCAAUGUAUCCUAAUUAUCAAAUCUAUCAGAUGUUCAUCUAUCCCUUCCUGCUGCAUGACCGAACCCCGGUGGCCCGAUGUAUCUCCUCCAAUCAAAGUGCAUGGCUGCUAAACAACUUUGGUGUCUACUCAAGUAUCAUCCCCAUCACUGACUUCUACAAGUUCAACUUAAACUUCUCUGGACUGGAGGUUCUUCCACUCUUGUCUCCAAGUCAGAUAGCAGACUUGCUGAUUUUGCCUCUUCCUACUCCACCUGAGAAAGACGUUGUCAUCGACCGAGUAUUUGACUUCCUAUUGGAGUCUCCUCAAUACAAGAAACUUCCAGACAUCCUGAGCAGCCUCCGCCAAAACGCAUAUAAGAUACCCUGUGAUGUCUUCAAACACAUCUUAGAGAGAUUGUACAGAGCCAUAUCACUUCUGCCACGAGAUUUGGAACCAGUCAUCUGGGCUAAUAUAGAUAUGCUGAUAAGCAAGGUAGCAGAUCCAGCGUGUGUGCCAGAUAACGUCAUGUGCCCAGUAACCCAGUACAAUGGUUCUGAAGUCUGCAGAGGAGUUAACAGCUCUGACCAGAACUCUUACCUAAACACAUCCAUGGAAGUUCCCUGCAAUUUUGCCUUGGAGACAUAUGCAUGUGCCCAGCUGGAGAACUUCACAGCCAAUCAGCUGGUGUCUCUUAUAGAGUGUAACCUGCCCGGAAACAGCAAGUACUCCAAAGUGCUGUGGAAGAUGCUGCUGACGAAGCUAUCAUUUGUCUUGGACCCAGCUCUGGACCUGCUGGCUAACAUGCCCAUGGCUAUUGUUGGUCCAUCAGCGUCUCAGAUUUUGGACGUGAUUGGGGAGAUGAGAGUGUCAGUGCUGACUGAUGAGCAGCUGAUGAAUAGCAGUGUCAUCGCAAAGUGGUUCUCCGGCCGUCUGAGCAAGUUCCUGCCACCUGAAUCAGGAAGCUUCCUGCACUGUCUGAGCAGCAGAAACCUCAGCUGUUCUUCAUACCAGCAAAUACUGCAGGUACUGAUCCGCAAUUUUAAUAUCUACACUGGAAAUCAACGGCUUUUGGUCCUCAAAGAUUUCGUCCUCCGUUUCCUGUCAAAGCCAAACUCAGGUUCAGGCUGUGGGUCUGUUUCCAACGGCAGUGCAGAGUGGCUAAUGAAGAAUCUGGGUCCAUUUUCUGAGUUUUUGUCCCUCAAAGAGAUGCUUGGUCUCAACCCAUACUUCAACCCUCUAGAGGCCAUACAACGUCUUACUCCGGUUCAGGAUGCAGAGCUGGUGUUGAGUUUUCCUACUUCUGUAGAGAAAAGCAUCAUCAUAAAUACGGUUUUUGAUUACCUGACGAAGUUACCUGACGAGAAGGACUUUCGCUCAUUCCUUGGAUACCUUGUCUAUUACCAUUACCAGGGGAAUUUAUCCUGUGCAUCAUACAAACUACUGUUUGCAAGAAUGGACUUGGCCAUUCCUACAGUUUCUCUUGCUGCAGCUUUAGACAUCACGUUCACCAAGAUGAAGUUAUCCUUGUACACACCACCAGGUUGCCUCAUAUACACUUCCGAGUGCACUGUUACCAUGGCAAACGAAACAGACAUUUGUGUUGGAGUGAACAGCACAAUGCUGCAGCUCAACCUCAGCGAAGGGAUGAACGAACGUGUCUGUGACUUUGCUGUUGAGGAAUUCGCCUGUGCCUCGGUCACACAGCUGUCAACGCUGCAAGCGGCAGAUCUGGCGGCGGUGUUGGCGUGUAAUCGCUCCUCCGACUCCAGCGGCUCAAGACAAGCCUGGAAGAUUCUCCUCUCCAAAGCCUCAAAUGUGCUGGAUGUAGCUCUGGAUCUCUUAACCAACACGACUCUGGACCCGAGAAAUCCUGCAGUUUCAGUGAUUUUAGACUCUAUACGAGAAAUCCGAUUGGACACAUUCAACACGGCCAGCCUCAACCAACCCACCCUCAUCCAGCUGUGGUUCAAUCAGCGGCUUCGCCCAUUCCUGCCCGCCGUUUCCCCCGAUUUCCUCUCAUGUAUUGUCACGAAAGGGUUGCACUGCAGCACCUACCAGCAAAUUGUGCAGAUUUUGAGCAGUGUCCAGCCACGCAUGACACUCUCCAGGCAGAUUCAUGUCUACACACACUUCAUCAAGGCUUUCCUGACCUUUAAUAACAGAACAGACUCCAGCUGCAGCUCCAACACUAGCAACAGUGGAGAGUGGCUGCAGAAGAACUUCGGAGGUUUCUCUGUCUUUGCGUCCAUCCAGGACCUGCAGAGGAUUUAUCCCAACUAUAAUCCGAUGGAAGCCUUGUCGCAGCUGACCGUCAGACAGCUGGCUGACCUGUCCUCCACGCCCAACAAGCUCACCUCUCCUGACCAGGUUGCCAAGGUGAUGCAAUAUGUACCCGACAAAUUCCUCGCUGACUUCUUUGAUGACUUCUCACCUGCUAUCCUGGGUCAUGGAAACAAGUUGCCCAUCGUGGUGAGGUCAGCCAUGUUGCAAGUUGUGUUUGAUCGGGCAAACCUCUCAGAUCCUGCGGUGGGUGAUUCCGUUGUGUUGCUUUGGCUCCAAAAUCGACUGCCCGUCCUGCUGGUCAACCUGUCAUCGGAGAAUGUCAGGCCCUUCUUCAGAAUACUGUCGGGAAGAAACUGCAGUAUCCAGCAGCUGGGAGUCAAAUCCCUGAAUUCAACAAUCUCCUCUCUCGGUGAUGCUACAAAGAAAGAAAUCUAUAACAACAUCAUUCAGAUUCUCACAGAACCAAUACCUAUGCAGUGCUACGGAAACAACUACAACCGCAGUUUCUACAGUUUCCUGGAAAGCUCAUUCAUGGGAUUCCAGUUCCCCAACGUCACCACCUUCUUGUCCCUCAUGCCUAAGGACAGGGUAAAUCAGCUGGUGAACUCCAUACCUCCAUCAGAUCUUGCAGAUUUCCUCCGUCGCCCUAAUGUUGUCGACAACGAUGCCGAGCUAUGUGUCAUCUACAGAAACUACGUCCAGACGCCGAUGUUCCUAGAGACCGAGUCUCUCCCGGGGGUGGUGCGGCGGCCCACCCUGCCUUGCGUCUGGCCCAUGGCGCUCAGCAGCACCAAGCUGUCAGAGGUCAACGCCUGGUUUGACCGACGCCUCAACAGCUAUUUGGUCUUCCUCACAAAGAGUCUGAUCAGCCCCAAUGUCACAUACAACUCCUCCUGCCUGGCCUUCCAAAAGCUCGUUUCAGUCCUUGGGAAAUACAAAUACACUGUUGCAGACUUUACGAGGCAAGAUGUGUUCAACACCAUCAGAGCAUACCUCACCUCAGCCACGGUGCCAAGGUGUUACAACCCCGGCGACCCGGAACUAAACUCCACAGCCUGGUUUGCUGAGUACAUCGGCCUUUUCAUUCCUUUCCUCACUCUCGAGGAUCUUCAGACGUUUGGAUCUGCGGAGGUUCUCCAGGUGUUUACAGUGAACCCUCUGAACCUCGCUCUCUUUAAUUACUCCGGUUUACCUCUCAACCUCACCAACUACUACACCCAGCUCAUUUAUCAACAGGACAGCAACUUCAGCCCUUUACUACUUUCUCCAUGGGCUCGGUGUUACGCUCCUGGUCCGACAUUCAGCCAGCUAACACCAGAAGAAAGUAUGAUGCUUCUUCAGAACCUGACCACUUUCUGUACAACCAUGGACCCACAGAUUGCUGCAGCUUUGGCAGGUAACUUUGGUGACAACAUCAAUGCUGCGACCAUUACUUCCCUCGGCAGCCAAAGCAGCAGCCUGUCGACCGGUCAGAUCAAUAUGAUAAAGCCUCAGGAUCUAUAUGGUGCCAUCUCCAUUCUCAGCAGUGUUCCAGGCUGGAAUGAAGGCCAGGCCAGUGCCAUUAUCCAGUCUCUGAUGUCUUCAGGGCUUAUGAAGAUCAACAGCUCGUCGUCAUUGUUCAUGCUGGGCUCUCUUGUUGUCGGUGUUCCUGCGAACACUUUCAGCAACAUCAGCGGCUCCCAGCUGCUUACUUCAUCCAAAAAUCCUUUAUUCCUGGGAUACAUGCUGUCCGCUCCACAGAUUGUCCAGCAGAUCUUUGUUACUCAGAUCAUAUCAGUGAACAGCAACAGUGAGACGAUCAUAAAGAACGUUCCAGAUGAUAUGGCCAAUCAGAUCCCUCGUGUUCAGCUGCUGGGCUUCUCAAAUAACAUCAGCGUUAUCAACACACUCAACCAGAAGAAAUGGACAUAUCAGCAAGUUGAGUUGUUCUUUGAAAUAAUGGCUGCGGAAUCUGCAACUGAAAUGCUGGGAGGUCCAAACAAUUUGUCAUCCACUGUGCUGCAAGGGUUCACGUGCACCGGAGUGAGAAAUGUUAAUAAGGUGCAGAUCAAGAAGCUGAUUGGAGCCUGCCGGAGGAAAGGCAAGAACAAGGUCCCAUUGGUUGAGACUCAGUUGACCUGCAUGUAUAAUUACAUUAAAAAUGACUCAGAUGCCACCAGCUUCGACCUAUAUCCUCCUGACAUGCUGCUGUACUAUGAUUACUCCCUGGUGCCACAGGCCAGCUGCAGGUUCUAUUUUGAACAACUGGCAGAAGCAGACUUCUCCAUCUUCUCCUCCACCCUCAGCUACAAACUGACCGCUCUGUUUGCUAAUGCCAGGAGCUGCCUGGGUAUAAAAAACACGACAUUGACUGCGGGUAACAUACUGGUGUUGGGAAACAUGUGCUGCACUCUGGAGGGUACCUACAUCGAGAACUCUGACCCGUCCAUCUUGGAAAAACUCAAGAACUGUCCGGACCUCACCGGCGCUCAGGCAGCUGCUGUCGAAGCUCUACUGCAGAGCGGGAAAACACAGUACGGAGCUCCAUCAACAUGGGACGGCCAGACUCUGAAGGACCUCGGGAUGUUACCACUGUAUUUGACCUCAACCUUCUACAGUAACAUUAACAAAAAAACAAAGCAGAGUUUCUUGCGUUACUUCCUCAAAGUUAUCGCAGACAAAGGAGUGGACAAAAAGAAGAGGCGGAGAAUGAAGGAAGAAAUAAGAAAGUCCAUUAGAAACCAAGUCAAGUCAAAGCGAUCGAUCGUAAAUGCGUGCACAGUUGGAAUGAUCACCCAGGUGACCAUCAGCGACGAGACGUUCCCCUUCAACUAUGACGACAUAAAUCAGUUCAACAUUUGCCUCAGCGCCUUGAUCGUUAAGGACAACUUGGAAGCCAUCACUAUGAAGGUGGACCAGGUGGAAUACCUCAAGAUUGUUCUCAGCAAGUUGCGAGAGGCUUACGCUGCCAGUUCGACGAUCCCAGAAAAUCAGGUUCGGCUCCUAGGCCCAGCGUCCCGUGUGGCUACCAUUAGUGACAUCAACCUGUGGACUAUCACUCAGAUCGACACACUCUAUGCUUUGAUGGACUCGUCCAACGGGCAGUGGGACCCGAGCUUGGCUAACGCCAUCAUCUCUAAGUAUCUGAGUAACCAAGGGAAACAACUGGGGAGUGCUGAGCUCAACUCUAUCGGUGGAGCCAACCUUUGCUCCUUGGACAUCGAAGUUUUGAAGAACAUUUCCCCUCAAAGCCUUAAAGAGGCUAACGCCCUGGUGGUAUCCAACUGCACCAUGGAGAAAAAGGAAGUCCUGUUCAACAUCGCCGCACGAGCAUUUGCCACAAUGACCCGCUCCACUGUCCCCGUUUCCUUUUUCCAGCUCACACAACCUUUCAUCGGGGGUGCAUCUGUAGACUAUGUCCGAAGUUUGGUGCCCUCCAACAUCAACAUGGACAUGGCUACCCUCACCAGUCUGAAUGAGAACGUUGUACUGAACCUGACUGUUCGUGAGGUCCAAGGUCUGCUUGGCUCCAACGUGGCCAGUUUAAAGUCCUAUGAAAACCAGACGGUGGUACAGAACUGGAUCACCAGGCAGUUGCAGACUGAUCUCAACACGCUGGGAGUGGGGCUUGUGGGAGGCAGAGUUGACUCUACAGCCACCACCAACUCUCCAACAACCGCUAACGGCUCCCCGACCACCACCAACUCUCCAACAACCACUAACGGCUCCCCGACCACCACCAACUCUCCAACAACCACCGGCUCCCUGACCACCACCAACUCUCCAACAACCACCGGCUCCCUGACCACCACCAACUCUCCAACAACCACCGGCUCCCUGACCACCACCGGCUCCCCGACCACCACCAACUCUCAAACAACCGCUAACGGCUCCCCGACCACCACCAACUCUCCAACAACCGCUAACGGCUCCCCGACCACCACCAACUCUCAAACAACCGCUAACGGCUCCCCGACCACCACCAACUCUCAACAACCGCUAACGGCUCCCCGACCACCACCAACUCUCAAACAACCGCUAACGGCUCCCCGACCACCACCAACUCUCCAACAACCGCUAACGGCUCCCCGACCACCACCAACUCUCCAACCACCGGCUCCCCAACCAUCAACUCCACUACUAUAACCACCAGUCGUCCCUCCACCACAGGUAAUGAUGGUGCCCGCAUCCGAGCAGACUGCGGCUUCUCCUUCCUUGUUCUCGCGUUCCUCAUCGCUUCUCUUGUAUGAAGAAACACGUGGCAGAUUAUUGGAGUUGAUGCAUUUGGGCAUAUAUAUCUGCUAAAAGAAGGAAAUGAUGUGACCUCAUGCCUCAUUGAUUACUAUGAAGAAAAUGUAAAAUGUGUAAUUACAAUACAUUAAAUGUAAAUAAUUUAUUCUUGAUUAGUGGAUCCUUCAGCAGCAAGUAUGCUCUGAAACCUUUUCACACGUUGCUUUUAGGCUCAUAUUUUUACUAUAUUUUACCUGGUGGUUAUGUUUCAGUUAUUAAAAUUAAGGUUUAACAGAAAAUGAAGGUGACAGUUUGUGUUGCUGUGUAAUCAUGUGUAACUUUUAGAUAGCUCUUUCUUCAGGCUUACCUUGAAAAUGAACAUCGUGCCUUGAGCUGUAUGAGAUUAUCAAUGAAUGUAUUUUUCUUUUUUUUUUUAUUAAAAUGUACCACUUUUUGGGUCCCAGGCGUCAUUUUAUCUGUGCCGUAAAUCUAACACCAACAACAAAUUUAGUUACUAAAUUGUCAUGAACAGCCAAUAAAAGUAAGUCUUGGCUACAAGUAAGUGAACACCA